AUGGCUUGCUGUACCUUACACAAGUUUUUGUGUAGAAAACGUCAACAUCAGUACAUUUUUUCAGGAAGUGCUGACCAAGAAAAUAUUGAAGAUGGAACAAUAGAGUUGGGUGAAAGGCCAUUGCCAAACACAUUGACAGACUUGGAAAUAGGACAUAGCAGAAAUAGUCGGCAAAAUGCUAAAGAUGUAAGGGACUUAUAUGUUGAUUACUUUUCUAAUGAUGGUGUAGUUUCCUGGCAAAAUAAAUUUAUUUAA
Macrosiphum euphorbiae (potato aphid) is the source of this 255-nucleotide messenger RNA. Lineage: Eukaryota; Metazoa; Arthropoda; Insecta; Hemiptera; Aphididae. The record is from the annotation of a GenBank genome assembly.